CGUAGGAAGGGAGGAGCCUAAUUUUGCAAAUGAACAGAAAGCCUUUUUCUGUCUCCUUUUGGAUCUCAUUUGUCUCCUCUCCUUUAACCUGAAACAUUUACCUACGAGUCAAAGAAAUAUCAUAGCAUAGAAAGACAGGAAGGGUUUUGUUUUAAAGAAUUUCGGGAGAUCCCAGGUUUCUUUUGGACCCACAAUGCAUUUCGCAACCACAUUUGGAUUGGAUCAAACCUCGGCAAAUCCCCGCCUUCGAUAAAGCUUGCACGGUGUUUUGUACUUUCAGGAAAAUCUUUCCCAAAUGGAGAAGAGCCAAGAUUUCACCCUUUGUGGGAAAGAAGUUGUGACCGAAGCUUGUCUGAGAGACGAUUACUACUGGAAGCUUAUUGGAGACUUCAUUGGCCCUCAGUCUGGAGAGGAAUUGAAGCUUGAGAAAACAUCAUGCAAAUACAGACUUCUUAUUCAAGUUGGACUUUUAAGAGAAGACAAUAAUUUUCCCUGGAUUGCCAUCAUAGAGUGGCUCAAGAAAAUCUUCCCCAGGCAUCAGUCCGCUGACUUUCGGCGACUGAUCGAAAGGGGCAUCGCGACGACUCUGAGUCUGGAAAGCGAGGCACGGCUGACCUUUCUCCAGUCAUACGUCAACUUUAGCUUUGUCGGCCCAAUAUGUGACAGCAUUGGUGUAGAGAGGGAAGACCUCCUGGAUCUCACUAAUUUCUCAGAGCGAGCACAGUCGAUAGAAGUCACAAAUGCACUGAUACUAGAGCUGAGUGACUUUAUCACCCGGGAGAAGCUUUCUCCAAUUGUCAUUGUUACUUGGCUGAGAAACUUCAACCCAGAGUUCUGUAAGGACGGGGACAUUCAGAAGGCGUAUAAAGCCCUGAAGGUUAAGAUAAAGAAGAUCCGGAUGUUUUGUAACAAUCAUGAAACGAGAAGUCACAGACGAAACAUUCCAAUGGAAAAUCUGCUUCAAAGCCCGUUUGAACUGGUUAAGAAGAAAAUACCGAGGACUAUUCUGAAGAAGCGUAUUAAAAGAAAUGAGGUUUAUGAAAAAGUUACUGUCAAGGAGGAGUAUGAUAGCUGGGAAAGAAUGAACUUUGGGGACACAAUGCAGAGGAAUAAUUAUGAUGCCGGCGACACAAGUGAAGGGGAUUCAGACGAGUGCAACGGCAGAGAUGGGAAUUCAGACAACAGAGGGGAGUCCCUGACUCUGUUGGAUAUAGCCAUGCUGUCUGUUCAGAAGCUUUCUAGUGUGUAUGGUGGGAAAACUGCAGCAUGCAAGCAGGUUUCCUUGGAUUUGCUAAAAAAUCAGUAUGCCCUAACAAGCAAGGAGCACCCUGCCAUGGUGGAGUUUGAGAAGAACCUUGAUGCAUUGCCUGAAGAUGUUAAGCUUGUACGGCCGGUGGAGUUUUUAAACUACAAUGCCCAUUUCCUUGUUGAUCUACAUGAUGCAGUGGAGCAACACAUAAUGGGCUUUGAGAAAGAGAUUGUUCAGUCUUCAGGGGAAAAACUGGGCAGAGAUAAGCUUCCGAAAUUCAGGUACUUUGUGAAUUUGCCAGAAAGUGCUACUUUCCGCUUCAUUCACAUGGCCUGUGAUGUCUUGAGUCCACGCACACCUGAAGUGCAGAACUACAGAAAACACUGGGUGGCUUUCUGUGAGGAAAAGAAAAACCCCUCAAAACUUGCGGUGAACCAGUCUAAUAGAUUCAACAACUACUUUGAAGCGGCUGCAGGUCUUAUUCACCACCACAAAGAGAUCGCUCUCUUCUUUUCUGACUUGCUCUUGAUGAACAACGACAAAUGUCCCAACAUUAUUCUAGAGAGCGUUGCGGCAGAUGCGAGUGACUCCGUGAUCCAGAGUUUUGUCUGUGUUCUAGCCAUAGUUUACUGUAAAAUCCUUGGCCCUUACUGGCAGCUUCUGAAGAGUGGAGCAGAAUAUUCUCUGUUCAGUCAGUACCUGGUUUGCUUCUAUCAAAAGUUCCUGGACUGGUCCAAAGAUCCUUCAACUCUGCUGGAACCAGAGGAGGGCGCAAAUGUGUUUCUGCAGUUCCCUUUGCAAGAGAAAACCUUCAAAGGUGUGUUUGAGUACUGUGGCCAGUGGCACACCAACAGAGAUCUCAUUAGAGCCUGUCUGAAGAGAACCAUAAAGGUAAUCGCUGCUGUCACUGAGGAACAUCUGAAGAAGUUUCUUCCUGGAGGAAGCUUUUCACAGAUACCUUCAGCUGAAGUGAACUUGCAGCUGGUGAGCUGCACAUUCUCCGUCUUGAUGGCGGAGUAUCCUUUUGGUCAUGCGUAUCCUUACAAAAAGGAAAGACCUGACAAGUUGUCCAAGGGCUCUUUGGUGAAGAACAUGUCUGGUAGCUCUCGGGAGGAUGGCGAGUCAUCUGGCAGCACCUCUGAUGAAUCAUCAAACUUUCAAUAUAGAAAGAGUUCCCAAAAGCAGGACCAGAGCCCACAGAUGAAGAAGGUUAAAAAAGCCCAGCCAGAGGAGCAUGAAGAGAUAAUGGACAGGGAUUACAUCAUAGAAACAGUGGCCAAAAACGGAGGGCCGUGUAAAACACAACCGGAUGUGGACAAGUUGAUGCUACGCUUCGAUGGAAAGUCCCGGCAGGAAAAGCGGGAGGGGCUCCGCUGUGAGAUUCUGUACCAGCAAAUGGUCCUAAACAACCAAAAUCCACACCUGGAGAAGCCGUACAUCAACAGCACCCAAAUGAUGCUGAAGUUGAAGUUUGCCCUCCCUCGUGUGAAACCGAGCUUCUCCGUGGUGUUGGAACCUAGAAAGACUAGAGUAAGAGCCAAAGUCCAGAUUGUUCCAGAAGCUAUAGUUCCUCCAACUGAAUAAGACGGCGUGUUGUAGCUUGUUGGAAAAAUGAUGUUUUGGGACUUCACAUUGAGAGAAAUUCGCUGUGACUUCAGCCUGUCUGCCUGCAAAUAUUAUGUAUUUACUUUAAUGCCACUGCAGUAAAAUUAUUGCUGUUUUGGAGUUUUUAUUAUGGCAUAUAUUUGACAUUUUGUUGUAUACUACAUGGUUUACCAACAUCAAUGUAACACUAAGCUUCUUUGUCUAAUGCUGUCAGAUGUUUGACUUGUGUUUUCUAUUAUAUAUGGUUGUAUAACUUGUAUUGAUAUCAUGAAACUAUAGAUUGUACAUGGUUUUCUCUAAAACUACAAAAUGUCAAAGGUCAUUGCAAGUAAAAUGUUGAAACUA
Molecule: messenger RNA, 3199 nt
Organism: Oryzias melastigma (Indian medaka)
Lineage: Eukaryota; Metazoa; Chordata; Actinopteri; Beloniformes; Adrianichthyidae
Exons: 3
Coding region: 296-2833 (845 amino acids)
Molecular function (GO): 3'-5'-RNA exonuclease activity
Source: RefSeq, a predicted model, not a curated record